Messenger RNA from Camponotus floridanus (Florida carpenter ant), 6448 nucleotides. Its product is annotated as fatty acid synthase-like. The coding region runs from base 159 to 6395 and encodes 2078 amino acids. Gene Ontology annotation, molecular function: phosphopantetheine binding; oxidoreductase activity; fatty acid synthase activity. Lineage: Eukaryota; Metazoa; Arthropoda; Insecta; Hymenoptera; Formicidae. The record is from RefSeq and is a predicted model, not a curated record. Gene Ontology annotation, biological process: fatty acid biosynthetic process. The transcript has 8 exons.
ACACGUGCGGAUUAUUAUAAAAAGCAUCUAUCGUUCUAGAUCUAGCAGUUUAGUACAAUAUAGUACAUCAGCAGUUUUGUUUUACUACGACUGAAUAAAAAUAAAGAGAUAAAAAAGUUAGUUUAGUCUGAGGAAACUCGAAUUAUUUGAAGAUCAAGAUGCUCACUUAUUUUGAAGGUGACAUUGUCAUUGCGGGCAUUUCAGGCCGUCUGCCUGAAUCGUCAAACAUUGAAGAAUUUAAGGAAAAUUUAAUGAAAGGAACGGAUAUGGUCACUCAGGACGAUCGACGUUGGAAACCGGGCCUUUACGGUUUACCUUCUAGAUUUGGCAAACUUAAAAAUAUUCAUAAUUUCGAUGCCUCUUUCUUCAAGAUACCUCCCAAACAAGCGCAUGUAAUGGAUCCACAACUUCGAAUGAUGUUGGAAGUGACAUUUGAGGCACUGAUUGACGCUGGUGUCAAUCCUUCUACCUUGAAAAAAUCGUAUACCGGUGUUUUCAUUGGCAUUUCCGCUUCCGAUGCGAACAAUUUUUGGAAAAAAAAGCCGGACGGACAAGAAUGGCUUGGAAGUAGCAUAGCAAUGAUGGCAAACAGAAUCUCUUACACCUUCGAUUUAAUUGGACCCAGCUUUUCAGUGGAUACACUCUGUUCUUCGUCCUUGACUGCUAUGCAUCAGGCAAUCAUGGCGAUACGCACUGGCGAAUGUGACGCAGCGAUCGUCGGCGGAUUGAAUCUCGUGCUUGAUCCGAUUCACAGUCUUCAUUAUCAUCAAAAAAAUAUGCUAUCCAUAGAAGGCAAAUGUAAAUCAUUCGAUAUCUCAGCUGACGGUUAUGCGAGAUCCGAAGGAGUGGUCGCAAUAUACCUGCAGAAAAUGUCAGAUGCGCGCAGAGUAUAUGCCACAGUAGUGAACACAGCGAUAAACACGGAUGGCUACAAGCCCGAAGGUAUUAUGUAUCCGAGUGGUAACAUGCAAUACUUGAUGUUGCAGAAAAUAUACAAUGAAGUGAAUAUCGAUCCCAAAGACGUAAUUUACGUGGAGGCGCAUGGUACCGGUACCAAAGCGGGUGAUCCGGAGGAGAUGGGUGCCAUCGAUAAGUUUUUUUGCAAAGACAGAAAGACGCCACUGUUAAUCGGCUCCGUUAAAUCAAAUAUGGGACACGCAGAACCUACAAGUGGAUUGUGCGCGAUUGCUAAGCUGCUGAUUGCGAUGGAAACCGGUGUGAUUCCGGCGAAUCUGCACUUUGCUACUCCAAAUCCAAAGAUUCCCGCAUUGACCGAUGGACGUAUUCGCGUAAUCGACAAAGCUACGCCAUGGAAUGGCGGUCUUGUGGGUAUCAAUUCAUUUGGCGCCGGCGGUACUAAUUCUCAUGUUAUUCUGCGCAGCAAUUCGAAGAUAAAGACAUCAUUGGAUACCGUCGAGCCGCGGUUGCCCAAGCUGGUCGCCGUAUCGGGCCGUACAAAGGAAGCUGUACAGAUAUUACUCAACAAAGCAAACGAGCAUCAUCAAGACAAUGAAUUUUUAUCUCUAUUGUACUCUGUAUACAGUGAUAACUUAUCAAAUCACAACAUUCGUGGCUAUGAAAUACUCGCUUAUGAUAGUACCCGCGAGAUUGUCGAGGCGAAUUAUGACGAAAAACGUCCAAUUUGGUUUAUAUUUUCCGGUAUAGGUACUCAAUGGCCGGGUAUGGGACGCGAAUUGCUUGAAAUAGAAACGUGUCAGCACAGUUUACAGCGAUGCGCGGAUGUAUUAAAGCAGCACAAUGUUGAUCUAAUGAAUAUCAUCGUUAACGGUACCGAUGAAACAUACGAUAACGUACUGGUUGCUACCGUGACAAUCGUGGCCAUUCAAAUCGCUCUCAUCGAUAUGUUAAUAUCUAUGGGUGUGCGACCAGACGGUAUAAUUGGACAUUCCCUUGGUGAAAUAAGUUGCUCGUAUGCCGAUGGCGCGUUUACCCUAGAGCAAACGAUUUUGACGGCCUAUUAUAGAGGCAAGUCGAUCAUAGAAUCCGAUUUGGAACCAGGCGCUAUGGCGGUGGUAAACUUAAAUUGGGAGGAAGUCAAGAACAUGUGUUUGACCGAUAUCGCUCCAGCCUGUCAUAAUUCCGCCGAUUUAGUUACAAUUUCUGGCUCACCCGUGUCUGUGGAAAAGUUCGUAAAAGAGUUGAAGAGCAAAAAUAUCUUUGCCAAAAUGAUCAAUUGCUGUGGCGUUGCUUAUCACAGUAAAUACAUUGUUCCAGUUAAAUCAAAAUUUUGCACUUCUCUCGAUAUGAUUGUGCCAAAGCCAAAGCAGAGAUCUAUCAGAUGGAUUUCUAGUUCAGUACCCGAGGCCGCAUGGGAUAGCCCACUCGCACAAUUUUGUUCACCAGAGUAUCACGUGAACAAUAUGCUGUCACCUGUGCUUUUUCAGGAGGCGAUCACGCAUAUCCCGAAGAAUGCGAUAACCAUCGAAAUCGCGCCACAUUGCUUGCUACAGACAAUCCUGCGUAAAUCGCUACCAUCCACAGUAACUAAUAUCGGUCUCCAAAAGCUGAAUCAUUCAAAUAAUUUGAUCUUUUUACUAUCUAAUGUGGGAAAGUUGUACAUAGCCGGCGCGCAACCUGACAUCUCCAAACUGUAUCCGUCAGCCAAUUUUCCCGUCAGUCGUGGAACACCGAUGAUCGGAUCUCUGGUCAAGUGGGAUCACUCUGCUACAUGGACGGUGCCCGAUUUGAAACAUCAGUCGAAAGAAUCGUCUGGAGAGCAUGUUGUAGAGAUAAAUUUAUCGAGAAAAACAGACGAAUAUCUAAUGGGACACAAAAUCGACGGGCGAUUUAUUUUCCCAGGCGCCGGCUUCAUAUUGAUGGUUUGGCAAGUCUUUGCGAAACUACACAAUAUCGAUUUCGAGCGAUUAUCAGUCAUCUUUGAGAACGUAUGGUUUCAGAGCAUUACUUUCUUACCGGAGAAUAAAACAAUUAAGUUUUUCAUAAAACUUUUCGAAGGUAAGGGAGAUUUUGAGAUCCUCGAAGCGAAUACGAUUGUAGCCAGCGGCAACAUCCGCGCUGCUAAUACUAUCGAGAAAAAUCAGCUGAACUUCUCAUCGCUUCCGAUUUCGCCCACUAAGCUUUUAUUGAAUAACGAGGACAUUUAUAAGGAAUUAAGAUUACGUGGAUAUGAAUAUAAUGGUUUUUUCAAGGGAAUAAAAUCCUGCGACAAUUCUUUCACCAUUGGCGAGUUGCAUUGGUUUAACGAAUGGUCUUCUUACAUGGAUACUAUGUCUCAAUUUAAAAUAUUAUCCAACGAUCGGAAAUUAAUGUAUGGCUCGAAGAUUUCUUUCGCUCUGAUCGAUCCCGUUCUUCAUAGACGAUUGGUCAAUGAGUUACCAAAAAAUGGCGGAUUGCCGAUAUAUUACUAUAAAAAUGUAAAUAUCGUCAGAUCGGGCGGUAUUGAACUAAGAGGCAUAAAACCUAUCACACCUCCGCGACAGCAGAAGACUAGACCCAAAUAUGAACGUUACGUUUUCGUACCAUACGAAAACUCGAGCAGCUUAGGCUUGAAAGAUCCAAAGACAGAAGAGAUUCACAUACUUACUGUACUGUUACAAACUGUAUGUGAAAACAUAACGACAUCGAGAAUCAAAGCCGUGGAAGUUGCGGAUAAUCGAGAAAGACUUUUGGCGCCCCUUGUACACGAUAUUCUUUCUUGCGAACCCUUAGUCACCGUUGAUUUACAAGUAGCCGUCAGUUCCGCGUCCGAUUAUACGAUAAGUUUCAAUCAAACGGACAUUAAUAUUAAUGUAAUUAAAUGGGAUGUGAACGAUACAUUUCCAGCUCAGAAUAUGCAUCUCAUCAUAGCAGCGGAAGUUCUCUCUGGCCGAUCUUGCUUCGUUCUCAAAAAUCUUGCGGCUACCUUAAGUUCUAAUUGUUUUAUUCUUCUAGAGGAGACUGGUAUAUUCGACUUAAAGAUUGCACUAAAGGAAGCGCAUUUGAUGUUAAUUGGUAAACAAAUCGACUCCUCGGGUAAGAGUUAUUUCUUAUUGAGAAAGCGAAAAGUGAGGAAAGAACCGAUCUUAAUAGAGAUCACAGAAAACGAUUUCUCAUGGUUAGCAAAUGCGAAAGCGGCAUUGAGUAAAUUCGACAGUGAAAAUCAAGAUGUACUUUUUGUAUCUCAAAGCGAAGAAUUACUUGGUCUAAUCGGAUUCGUACAUUGCAUCCGGCGAGAAGUUGCAAACGUGCGUUACAUUUACAUCGAGGACAGUAAUGCUCCCAAAUUUGAUUUAUUCUCGCAAUUCUACGCGAAGCAAUUAGAAAAAGAUCUAAUGGCUAACGUCUUCAAAGGAGGUCAAUGGGGUAGUUAUCGGCACUUGCAAUUAGAUCAACAUAUCUAUGUGGAACUAGAGCACGCCUAUGUGGAUACAUUGAUGACGGGAAAUUUAAAUAGUUUGGAAUGGAUUCAAAGUCCAUUAACGUAUUGUCAGACCAAAUAUCCAAAUACACUCUGUAGUGUAUGCUAUGCGUCAUUAAAUUUCAGGGAUAUUUUGCUGGCGACUGGCAAAUUAUCAGCAGAUGCUCUUUCAUCGUUAGGGCUUGCUACAGAAGACUAUGUAUUAGGAUUAGAGUUCUCCGGGAGAGACGCAAACGGAUGUAGAGUAAUGGGUUUAACCAAAUCUAGAGGUUUGGCGACCACCGUAUUGCCGGAUUCCGAUUUUCUUUGGAAAGUACCUGACAAGUGGACAUUGGAGCAGGCGGCGACAAUACCGGUCGCUUAUAUGAUCAGUUACUAUGCUCUAUUUAUACGAGGUCGAUUGAAAGCGGACGAAAGCGUACUGAUUCACUCUGGUGCGGGUGCCGUGGGCCUAGCGGCAAUUAACAUUGCCCUGCAUGCCGGCUGCACCGUCUUCGUCACUGUCGGCACAGAGGAAAAGCGAUUCUAUCUCAAGAAGACCUUUUCGCAAUUAACCGACAAGCACAUUGGCAAUUCCCGAGAUACGAGUUUUGAACAGCUGAUCUUGGACGAAACCCGAGGACGUGGGGUCAAUGUAGUAUUGAAUUCACUGUCAGAAGAGAAACUGCAUGCCAGUGUACGGUGCCUCGCGAAGAACGGUCGCUUCCUCGAUAUUGGGAAGUACGACAUGUUGAAUGGCAAUCGCAUAGAUAUGUCGAUAUUUUUAAAGAACAGCUCCUAUCAUGGUAUACUUUUAGAAAUGCUGUUCGAGGAUAGCGAAGAUAAGCUAGAAACUGUUAGGCUAAUCUCAGAGGGAAUCGAGAAUGGUGUAGUGCGUCCAUUACCAACGACCGUAUUUUCGAAGCAAAGCCUCGAGGAAGGAUUUAGAUUUAUGAUGGCAGGCAAACAUAUCGGCAAGGUAUUGCUGAAGAUUCGAGACGAAGAGCCACAGAAACAUAUGCUAUCGAUGCAAACAACGGUAGCGGCCAUACCACGUACUUAUAUGUAUCCAGACAAGUCGUAUGUAUUGAUCGGUGGUCUUGGUGGAUUUGGUUUGGAAUUGGCCAAUUGGAUGAUCACCCGCGGUGCUAGAUUCAUCGUUCUCGUGUCACGUACUGACAUACGCACUGGUUAUCAGAUGUCACGCGUGCAACAUUGGCGCAAUAAUGGCAUCAAAGUUAUCAUCUCUACGGCAGAUAUUACAACAUUUUCGGGAGCCGAAUGUUUGAUCGACGAGAGUAAUCGAUUGGCUCCUGUGGGCGGUAUAUUUAACCUGGCCGUCGUUUUACGUGACGCUUUGUUUGAGAACCUGCAAAUGGUCGACUUCGAGACUGCAAUCUUGCCAAAGGUCAACGGUACGAGGAAUCUGGACAUGGUAUCGAGAAAGUUUUGUCCAUCAUUGGAUCUUUUUGUUGUGUUCUCUUCUAUAGCGUCUGGCCGAGGCAAUGCGAGUCAAUCCAAUUAUGGUCUCGCAAAUUCAGCUAUAGAGAAAAUCAUAGAACAGAGGCAUACUGCUGGUUUGCCCGGUCUCGCUAUUCAAUGGGGUGUUAUAGGAGAUGUUGGUUUAUAUAUUGAUACGAUGCAGAAUACACACAUCGGUAUAACGCGUAGUGGUAUUUUACCGCAGCGUGUGUCCAGCUGUCUUGAGACCAUAGACGUUUUUCUUCAACAAUCAUACCCAGUAGUAUCAUCUACAGUGAUAGCCGAGAAACGUAAAUCUGUAAAUAACGACGACAGUAUUGAUCAUGUCGUUCAUGUCAUUGCCAAUAUCCUUGGUAUUGAAAAUAUCUCGGUAAAUAUCAAUGACAGCUUCGAUAAUCUUGGCAUCGAUUCGUUAAGCUAUAUGGAGAUAAAACAGAUUCUUGAAAGAGAAUAUGGCAUCUUAUUAUCGUUCCGAGAGAUGUAUGUUUUAACGUUAAAUAAAUUAUUAGAUUUAUUAGCGAAAAGCGAUGUGUCUCACGAUAUUUCAACAAGUUAAAGAAGUACAAAGAUGGUCACAAAUCUACGGAGAGAAAUAUAUUCUUCAAUUUU